UAACAAAAAAAAACACAAACGUCCGCCGCUGACAUUUAUUUAUUGAAAUCUUAUACAACAGAGAAAGAGGAAAGAAACUGUAAAAGAGAUUCCCGUCUGCACAGCUGCUGAGCUAAUGGAAAAUGGAAUGCGUGACAUGUUCAUCCAAGCUCAGCAGACGAGCAGCAGCGUCAACGGCAGCAGCAGCAACAGCAGCAGCAGCAACAACCCUGCUCACCAGCAUAGCAAGAAACGAAAGUUGGACUACAACAUUAGUCAACCAGUUAUCCAGCAGCACGGACAAGUCCAAUCUGCCGAUUACCAGUUGGACAACGCAACUAGCAUCCAACAGUACGCUGUGAGCGGGGUGAACACUGUGUUUGGUCCGUUGCAUAAUAAUGCGCUGCAGAAGAGCCCGAACCAACAGACUCUAGUCCGCGCGUCGACUAUUAAACUUUUAGACACGUACCAGCGCUGUGGUCAGAAGAGAAAGUCUUGGUCACGAGAAGGAGGUAAUGGUGAAGGACUGGCGAUCCAAUCGACUAACACUAACACGACAAACGCCACGACCAGUGCCGUAAGCUCGCAGCACCAUUCUUCACAACAACAACAACAGCAGCAACAACAGCAGCUUAAUAAUAAACAAUCAAGCAUGACUUCGCACAGUAAACAAGUUGCCAAUGGGGGCAACGGCGGCGGUGGGAGUAAUCCGCAAGGGGAUGGCGAUUAUCAGUUGGUUCAGCACGAAGUUCUUUACUCUAUGACCAAUCAGUACGAAGUUCUGGAAUUCUUGGGCAGAGGAACAUUUGGACAGGUUGUGAAAUGUUGGAAAAAGGGUACCAAUGAAAUAGUAGCCAUUAAAAUAUUGAAGAAUCAUCCAUCAUACGCGCGCCAAGGCCAGAUUGAGGUCUCCAUCCUGUCACGACUUAGCCAGGAAAACGCGGACGAGUUCAACUUUGUGCGUGCUUACGAAUGUUUUCAGCACAAAUCUCAUACUUGUUUGGUGUUUGAAAUGCUGGAGCAGAACCUCUAUGAUUUUUUAAAGCAAAAUAAAUUCUCACCGCUUCCUUUAAAGUAUAUCAGGCCAAUUCUUCAACAAGUGCUUACCGCUCUUCUCAAACUUAAGCAAUUGGGUCUAAUUCACGCCGAUCUUAAGCCUGAAAACAUAAUGUUGGUAGACCCUGUGCGACAGCCGUAUAGAGUUAAAGUCAUUGACUUUGGUUCUGCCUCUCACGUUUCAAAAGCCGUUUGCAAUACCUACUUGCAAUCCCGUUACUAUCGUGCGCCAGAGAUCAUACUCGGACUUCCUUUCUGUGAAGCGAUAGACAUGUGGUCUCUAGGCUGCGUUGUGGCUGAAUUGUUUCUCGGUUGGCCGUUGUAUCCGGGCAGUUCGGAAUACGAUCAGAUACGCUACAUCAGUCAAACCCAGGGACUUCCCACCGAACAUAUGCUGAAUAAUGCUAGUAAAACUACAAAAUUCUUCUACAGAGAUAUGGACAGCACAUAUCCAUUCUGGAGACUAAAGACUCCGGAAGAACACGAGCAGGAGACUGGAAUAAAGUCCAAGGAGGCUAGAAAAUACAUUUUCAACUGUUUGGACGAUAUUGGUCAGGUGAAUGUUCCGACCGAUUUGGAAGGGGGUCAGUUAUGCGCGGAAAAGGCCGACAGACGAGAGUUUAUAGAUCUAUUGAAGAGGAUGCUCACAAUGGACCAGGUAGAGCGCCGAAUCACACCGGGAGAAGCAUUGAACCAUGCUUUCGUAACGCUAGCUCACCUCGUCGACUACGCUCAUUGCAACAACGUCAAAGCCUCCGUUCAAAUGAUGGAAGUCUGCAGACGAGCUGGCGACUUUACUGCCAGUCCGGCUCACCAUCAAGCCCCACCCGCGCCUCAGCCAGCACCGCCGACUUCGCUGGUUGCCAAUUUUGUGCCGACGACAAACGGAAGCGCGGUCACUCUCACUUUCAACAAUCAACUGACGAAUCAGGUGCAGAGACUCGUCAGGGAACACCGCACAGCUCCGUCGGGAUACGACAAUCUGUAUCAAAUAUACACAAAUACCAGUCGGAGAGCAACACAGUACAGUGGUUCGUCUAAUGGUUCCAACAGCGGUCGUGGCGCGGUGCACGAUUUUCCGCACCAAUUAGUACCUGGGAUUCUUUGCCCACCGCCUGGCUACCAGCCGAUGCCUAGUCCGGCAAAACAUGUUGUUGUUGCACAGGUCAGUGUCGAAAUGCCACCUCAAGCUCAGCAAGCUCCCCUACAAAUCCAGCCGUCCAUUAUAUCUCAACAAGCUGUUGCAGCCGCUGCAGCAGCGGCGCAACAGCAAUACGCCGCGGUUCCAGUUUCCAUGGUGGAAAGCGGCAGACAAAUGCUACUCACGAAAACUGAAUUUAACAUUCUCCCGUGUGUACAUAAGUAUCCCAUGGUUGGGUUACAGAACGCGGUACAAACGUCGUGGCCAGGUGGUAGUCGACAAAUGGCUGCCAUCGUACCGUCUUGGCAACAAUUACCACCACAGCAUGCCGCUAUACAACAACCCCUGCUUAGUGACGCAGGAGAGUGGGGCAGACCACUCAUCGUCGACAGUUCUGCCAUACUACAGGAUCAGAGGCCCGUGUUCCCGGUAACCGAAGUUUACAACACAAGCGCGCUCGUCGAACACCCGUCGCAAAGCUGGGGGAAACGAAGCGUGACAAAACAUCACCAGCACCACUUGACUGUGCCGCAACAGCCCCAGCAUAGACACGAACACAAAAAGGAAACUCAGCAGUUGAGUCCUGUUAAAAAGAGAGUCAAGGAAAGCACACCGCCCAGUAAUAUGAGGCGUCAUUCACCUGCGAACAGUCACUGGCAGCAACAGACCAAUCAGUCUCAUCAUCAUACCGGCAGCAACACCAGUAGCAACAAACAUGGAAGUAAUAAUCAUGCUAACGAACAUCAACAGGUCACAACUGUCAGGCAACAGACUAUAACCAUACACGAUACGCCUUCGCCAGCUGUUUCCGUCAUCACCAUAAGCGACAGCGAAGACGAAAGUCCUGGCAAAUGCUGCGGAGACCGUCAAUGCGGGGCUUGCCAAGGUUUGGCGCCUCGCUUGUCUGGCGAUGGAAGGCCCGUUCGCGAGGAUGUUAUUCGAAGCACGCAGUCUACGCCUCGUGUUGUACAGAGCUCGCACCAGACUCAUUCAAGCAGUCAAACGCAUACGAACGGUCACAGCGGUUCCCUCAGCUCUUCGCAAAGGGCGCAACGUAAGAAUGUCAUCAGCUGCGUUACGGUGGGUGACAGCGACGGGGAGGCAAGUCCAGGUCGAGUCCACGCUCACUUGUAUCACCAGGUCCCUCAACAUCAGCAUCAGCAGCCUGCCCAGCACAUAAAGCACGAACCGCAGCCCCAGCAUCAUGUCAGUUCUGGCUAUUCUUCGCAAUCGCAAAAAAAACGACUACUGGCCAAAGUUCAGUCGGAAUGCAACAUGAUCAACGUCGCCACCAAGCCCGAACCUGGCGUCGAAUAUCUAGCUCCGCAUCCCUGCCAUGCACCCGCCUGCAAAGAACCUCCAACUUAUCAGGAUGACGCCUAUGACAUGCAUGACUACUUCUUGCAGUAUGUGACUACUAGCAGUGCUCAUCCCCACCUUCAGGAACAGCACAUCGUCUACACAACGGGUGCCGACAAGCGAGUAUCUUGGCCCGGUAAACGAGCUGAAUACAAACACGAGUAUGUUCAACCGCCGGCUGCACAUUCGAGGGAUCAUCAGAAAUGGGCGGUAGCAAAUCCCGUUCAUCAGUACAGGCAGAGCCAGGUGGUGGGUUCGACGGCUCAUCACGGCCACCACGGUCAUCCGGCUCAUCUGAGUCCAGGAGGCGGAGGAGGUGGGGGUAGGAGCCCGGCUGCUGGCCCGGUGGUCGGGGGUGCCCAACACCUGGGUCAGCCUCUGUACCAGGAAUACGCCCAUGUACGAUCACGGGGACAUCCUGUGGCGCCCCCACCUGCGGUUUACGUUACCGCAGCUCCUUCUCAGGCACCGAGUGCCAUCCAGCAACAGCAAGUGCCCACCUACCAGGGAUUCACACCCGGGUGGGUACCUAGACGUCUAGUAGAUGCAUGCAUCUCGUCACCAUUAACGUUGUAUGAUUCUAGUCGAGCAUUACCGCCACCCGCUCAUCACAGUUCAGCCAGACCGCUACUGGCUAGUCAUGCGGCGCAUCCGCUUCCUGCUCACAUGCAGCCGACGGCUGUUUACGGAUUGGCGCCGCUAUCGCCAGCUAAGCAUCAGUACCAGCCUUCUGGCUUGUGGUUUACCGAAUAAUUGUUUAUAUCAAUAAAAGCUACAGCUUUUCAUUAGAUUACUAAGUAUAAGUUAUCACACAGCGUGGAGACGCUCUGAGACGCUAAGUUUAGCUCGUAUGUUUGCCAGUCGAAAAUGAAAGGCAGAGAAACUGACAAACAAGAAGAAAAAAGUACACCACAAGAGAAAAUAAACUCAAAAUUCGUAACAACGUUACCAUGUCUUGUAUUGCAAAGUUCUGCCUCAUGUCUACAAUGUAUAAUCGAUAGAUCGAUCAUUUCGUAAGUAGGGUUUUUAUAAAUUUCUUCUUUUUUUUUUUUUGUUUUUAAUCGACCGCUGAAUCCUUGAGCAAGAUUUGACGGUAAAAGUAUUUUUAUAUUUUAGACGGUAUGGUUAUUAUUAUUAUUAUUAUUAUUGUCUGCGCUGUAGAAUAUGAAACAAUGGUUUACAAUACUAAAACAAAGGAAGAGGAAAAAUCUACACUUUCACGAAAUGAUCAGCAUUAGUCAAACAUAGAGGAGAGUCGCGUUCGUUUAUUUCUAAUUGGCAGUCAUGUUAAUUCAUUAGCGCUAACUUAACUGCAGAUGAUUGCAUAUUAGCAAUUUAAUUGUAAAUAGUGACAGAAACAGUGGUAGAGAGAUAGAGAGGGAGAGGAAUAGUGGAGGGAAGGAGGGAGGGAGUGAGGGAAAAAGAUACGGAGAGUGCGAGUGUGAGAGAUAAUAAAGUCAGGUGUUACUCUAAAUUAGAGGAAAUACGGUUGAUUAAAAAAUUGUAUGAUAGUUCAAAUUUAGAAGUGAUGAUGAUGCUGAUCUUUAAUGACAACGGAAAACGAUCGAAUAAAGAAAUGAAAAUAAAACACAAGAAGAUAAGUCUGAAACUAAGUGUAUAGAACCGAGUAUGUAAAAGGACCGGUAUCGAGGGAGCAAGAAUCCGUCGGGAAAUCAAGAUGAUACCGAUUAUCGAAAGAGCUAAGAAAAAUAUAUAUAAUAAUGUUAGUUGUUUGAAAAAAACUAAGUAGGAUUUAAGAAUUGGCUGGGGUUAGAUUCAUAAAUAAUAAUUGAGGAAGAGGAGCUAUGCAAAUGUAAAUAAUUCUAAUGAUAUGUAUGUGUAUAUAUAUAUAUACACAACAUAUAUAGUCCUCAAUACCAAAUUACGAACUGGAAUUUAUUUGUAGAAAUAGGCCACGUAAAAAAAAAAAAAAAACUAUCAGGCUGCUUCUUUAAGGAACAAACUAAGGAAAACUUAAACGCUACUUGCUGUGAAAGCCGAACAUUAAUGGGACUUAAUUUAGGAGAAGAAAUGUUUGAAACCAGUGUUUGAGAAACCUAAAAAAAAGUUGAAAUACAACUGUUUAGUACGUCAAGCGGAAUCGAGUUAAUGGAUUGUACCCAUUAUCGUGGCCCUUAAAACAAAGUUUUCAAAUACUGUUGAACACUAAUUGCCGCUUGAGCAAGUUUUUUGGUCAUUAAUUUUUUUUUAUUUUUUAACGUUAUCUCCAAAAAUUAUUAGCAGACGCUGUUUGUAAUAGAUAUAUAUAUAUAUAUAUAUAGGUGGGGAGGGGGGUUUGCAUUUCCUAUGAUAUAUAUUUCGAGUAUCAUAAACACCUAAAAAUAUUAUUUUAACAGUUGUUAGCAACAACAAUAACAAUAAGAAAACAAGUAAAUCGAAAAUUAAAAAAAAAAAAAAAAAAAUUGUGCUGCAUUACACACGUGAUUCAGAAAUAUAUAUGUAUUCAUAAUAUAUAUACAUAUAUACUUUCACUAUCGAUUUAUAAAUAUUUAAUCUUGCACCAGGCAUAUUUCUAUACUAAUAUUUUCACAAGAAUUAUGAAAUCCCAUCAUCACUUUUGUUGACAUUACUUUUAUCGAAGAAAGAAGGUGUAUUCUUUACUGAUUACGUCGUGUAUUAACAAAAAAAGA
Diprion similis is the source of this 6186-nucleotide messenger RNA. It is a transcript of the gene Hipk, whose product is annotated as homeodomain-interacting protein kinase 2. Gene Ontology annotation, cellular component: nucleus; cytoplasm. The transcript is spliced from 18 exons. The record is from RefSeq and is a predicted model, not a curated record. Lineage: Eukaryota; Metazoa; Arthropoda; Insecta; Hymenoptera; Diprionidae. Bases 116 to 4288 code for a protein of 1390 amino acids. Gene Ontology annotation, molecular function: protein serine/threonine kinase activity; protein tyrosine kinase activity; ATP binding. Gene Ontology annotation, biological process: peptidyl-threonine phosphorylation; peptidyl-serine phosphorylation.